AUGUCAGCCAAGCAGAUCAAGCAGGCGGCGGUGAAACCAAUACCAAGGACCUCUGUGUCUGGCUCCACGUUUCCCGUACGUCGCUCGACAAAGAAAGAUGAAAUAGACUAUCUUAGGAACUUAUCAAGAACGCUCCAUGUUUCCAACUCAAGUAAAGGGGACCUACCGCAAUUGACUUUUUCCAACGAACUCGAUGUGAAAUUGUAUGCGCUUUUUUCAUUGCUAGUGAAGAAUUUUGUGCAGACAUGGUAUGUAGGGCUAGGAUUUGAUAAGGAGGAGGAAUUUAUUGGGGAGUUGGUAUUUUUGUUUUCUCAUGUAUGUCGAAAGAUUCAAGAACGAAUCAGUAGUCGACGAGAUGAGAUUGUCACUAGUCUGUUUGUUGAUCUACCGUAUGUGCUAGAGAAGCAUUUUCGGAGUGUCUAUGAGAGCAUGCGUGACUGUGAGGAAGAUGAGAGUUGGGGAGAUGUGUGGAUGAGGAAGUUCAGCGAUGGGUUAAUCGAGGAGGAGAUGGUUGAUUACAGACGGAUCUUAGUGGAUGAGAUAGUCAAGGUAUUGUUCCCCGAUGAGGCAGUCCAGAGUGGCAUUACCAGACGAUUUUUGGAUGGGUUGAUUGAAGGUGUUAUUUUGAGGAAUGUCAUUGAGAGUUUCAGUGAGCCGUUUGUUAUUUGGGAGAUAUUGGGGAAGAUUUCCAUCAAGAUGCAAGAGUGUGGGAAGGGCACGACAAAUGAAGAUGAGGCAGAGCAUGCGACGGAGCAAGAUCACACUCAGGGGAAGAAGACGGAGCAAGAACAUGUUCGUGAGGGGGAGAGGUACCACUAUUCUCUCCUUCAUCGAAUACUGAACGUGUUUAUUAUUGAUGAGAGAUACCAGAUGGAUAGUGGAAAGUGGCUACGGUACUGUGAUUUUGUACCGCUGAUGAGUCUGAUGAAUUUUGUCACUUGUUGGGACACCCGAUUCCCUAUUUUAGUGUCUAUAUUCCAAGUGACAUUACAGUUGUUAAUGCGCAUCACCAUUACGAGGAAGUUCGUCAAUGGAUGUCUCAAGCGGUUGAUUUUUGCCAUUGUCAACGAAGAGUGUAUAGGGUCACUAGUUGACAGUAUGCGGGGGAUGAUGUUUCCUCGAGAUGAAUAUUUUGAGAUGAAACCAAGGUACGUGCCUACGAGUGAGAAGGAGCUGGAGAAAGUGUAUCAGGAGAAUCUCAAGUUAAUUACUGAAUGGCUAACCAAUGGGGGGUUUAGUUCGUCCGUUAUAUUUGGCCGUAGUGGUGCUGUCUAUGAGAAGGCGCACAAGGUCAUGGAGACGUUCCGACACCGGGAGGUGAACCUUGUCCUGCUACAGCGAGUUGUUGAUCUGUUAGUAUUAAUGCUAUUACCCGAGCUGGCAUAG
Molecule: messenger RNA, 1386 nt
Organism: Pichia kudriavzevii
Lineage: Eukaryota; Fungi; Ascomycota; Pichiomycetes; Pichiales; Pichiaceae
Exons: 1
Coding region: 1-1386 (461 amino acids)
Cellular component (GO): intracellular membrane-bounded organelle
Molecular function (GO): phosphatidylinositol binding
Source: RefSeq, a predicted model, not a curated record